AAAAAGGAAAGUUUGAAAAGAUUACUGAGGGAGUAUUUUAAGAAACUUUAAAAAAACUGGUUUCUACGUUGGAAAUCAUCGUGUAAUGUUCAUCGUGAGCUUCCAUUAACGCAAGAUACACAUAAAAAUCAAACCAAUCCGUGAAGAAACUGCACUCCCCCUUUUGUAAAGAACAUUACCUUUGGGACACUCACUCUACUCUUUUCAUUACUCCCGUGUACUGUCUGAUAUGUACCCUCCUUUUCUCUAAUCCAUAGCUCCGUAAUCCAUUUUACCUCACCCCUUCUCUAUUAAUUCUCACAUUUUGCCCAUUUCUCUUUGUUUCGGACUGUUGGAUCUCCAGGUUCUGGUCCCUUAUUCGCCUCUAAUCGGAGCUCGAGGCAAUGUCGCAGGGUUAUGCAAUUGAGCUAUACUUUGAUCCUGCGCUUGAGAACCAGGUGUUGAAGGCAUGGAAUGUGUUAGCUAGAAGACAGAUCAGCACUCAGCUCAUUGAGAUUGAAUCCAGACCGCACAUUACCCUCUUCUCGAGCUCCCUGUUUGACCCUUUCAAGCUUGAGAGUACAGUGAAGAAUUUUGUGUCAAAGCAAGAGCCUUUGCCCCUAUCGUUCGCAUCCAUUGGGAGCUUCUCGAAUGACAAUAAUCUGCUCUUUCUUGCCCCAACCCCAACUUUAUCUCUCCUUCAGUUUCAUUCACAGCUGUUUGAUUUGAUGAGAAAGGAAGGGGUUGAAAUGGGGGAGGAGUAUCGCCCCGAUACAUGGCUUCCCUAUUGCCCUGUAGCUGAAGGGGUGCCUAAGGCUCGUAUGGCAGAGGCUUUUAAUGUGUUGAGGGACCUGAAACUUCCUGUUUCUGGCUAUGCGAUGGAUAUUGCAUUGGUUGAGUAUCCUCCAGUGCGUGAAGUGUUCUCAUUUGCCCUCGGCAAUUCAGUCGAUCCAUGAGGUUUAAAAAUAUGUAGUUGUGAUUGUAUACACUUUGAGGUCAUCAUUAUAUAUGACUGUUCCUCUAGAAACUAAGCAUUGAGUAGUAAUAUUAACUAUGGUGCUGUAGUUACCAAACUAGGCCUUGUUUUGCUGACAUAUAUGUCAUUUUACAUUUAAAUUAUGUUUUCCCACCUUUCUAUAACAAGGUCAUAAUUGCUCACUUGUGUUUCCUGGGUUCUACUUGGAUGGAGGGUUUUGAAG
This is a messenger RNA of Cuscuta europaea, 1178 nucleotides long. Lineage: Eukaryota; Viridiplantae; Streptophyta; Magnoliopsida; Solanales; Convolvulaceae. The record is from the annotation of a GenBank genome assembly.